CACAAACAAGGCUGCAGUGAGAGCUGCAUGUUUGUAAGGUCGGGACCCACAUUAGUGCUUCCAGCCUCAUUUGGGACAGGAUUUAUAACUCUGGAGAGAAGGAAGGUGGAGGGGAAGUUUACACAACCUUCUUUGAUUCAUCUCUGGUGUAAAAAUGCUGCAUGGCUGCCUCCCUGGUGUUCAGACUUCACGACAAAGGUCCCAAGCUGGUGCGGGAGGUGCUUCUCGAGCGAGGAUGGGAGGAAUACGACGAAGAAGAGAGAGAGGACGAGGACUGGAACCUGUACUGGAGGGGCUCUGCCUUUCGAAACGCCCAGUAUCACAACCUGUUGCCAUGGCAGCGACUCAACCACCAUCCCAAGACUGCUGGUAUCACACGCAAGGACUGCUUGGCCCGCAACCUGAGGAGGAUGAGAGCCACAUUCGGUUCGGCUCUUUAUGACUUCAGUCCCGUCGCCUUCAUCCUCCCCAACGACUACACCCGCUUCCUGUCUGAAUACGACAAACUGCGCCCGUCCCGAGGACCUCCGGCGUACUGGAUAUGUAAACCUGUAGAUCUCUCCAGAGGCCGGGGAAUCUUCCUCUUCGAGGACCUCAAAGACUUGGUCUACGACUGCCCGGUGAUCGUGCAAAGGUACAUCAGCGACCCUCUGCUGAUCUCCGGCUACAAGUUCGACCUGAGGAUCUACGUUUGUGUAAAGAGUUUCCACCCGCUGACGGUUUACAUCCACCAAGAAGGCCUGGUGCGCUUUGCCACCGAGAAGUACGACCUGGCAUCGCUGCGGAACUUUUACGCUCAUCUGACCAACACCAGCAUCAACAAGUUGGGCCCGUUCUACAGGACAGAGAAAGAAAGAGUCGGCCGAGGGUGCAAGUGGACCAUGAGCAAGUUCAGGCAUUUUCUUCACAGCCAAGACGUCAACCAGAAUCUUUUAUGGCAGAGGAUCAACAACAUCGUGACCCUGUCCCUCCUCACGAUCGCUCCAUCCGUCCCUUCCUGUCCCAACUGUCUGGAGCUCUUCGGCUUUGACGUCCUCGUCGACGUUCGGUUUAAACCUUGGCUGCUGGAGGUCAACUACAGCCCGGCGUUGACUCUGGACUGCCCAGCUGAUGUCGCAGUGAAGAAAAGGCUGAUCGGCGAUCUCGUCGAUCUGAUGAACUACACGUUGGUCGACGGCUUGAGAGAGAAGGCUUAUCAGAGACGAGGGUGCGAGAAGUCUCGGUUCCACGCUAACCUGCCCGCAAAUUCUUCAAUACCCGUGUUCCCAAAGUUUAAGAAACCCAAAUUCCUAAAGCAAAGUAGUGGAACCCAGCCGUUGCAAACUCAGGCACUUCCUGUUCUUAAAACGAAUCACCGGUUUGAAAAAAGACAACACAAGCAGAGUUCUGUUGUAGCUUACACUCAAAGAUUUCUUCCCCCAGUUGACUUAAACAAGAGACAGGCAACCGGGGACAGGAUCAUUGCCAAAAACCAAAGGGACAAGACCCUGAACUGGAUACUCGGCCCACAUUCAAGGACAAAUGUGACGACGGUAAACAGACAGGCAUGCCCAGCUCUUGCUGCGAGGCUGACGGACAACAGAAGUCUCCUCAAGUCUGAGGUUACAAACUGUGACGACACUGAAACAGAAGCUGAGGCCGAUGGGCUCUCAGCAGAGACAGACGUUUCCUCUUCGGUACUUGAUACCCCACAGAGGGGGCAUGGACUCAGAUGUCCUGCUGUGCCCUGGAAGCUCCCAGACAUUCACAGUGGGAGACACGAGCAGGAGAGGAUUCAUUUCGAGGAGAACACGACACACAACAGACAACAUGUUCCUCCACUCAGAGUCGGAGACUUCAUACGAACGUUUCCAUUUAACACGGCCACCCUGAGGGCCGCACAGCAGGAACUGGAUAUUAAAGUUAUCACACGGGAGCUCCAGAAGCUGACGGGUCGGCUGGCUAAAGCAGACAAAAAGAGGAGGACGGAAAAAGAGGAGGAGAAGAAAGACGAAGAUGAAGAAGACUUUGAUUCACUGCUGUGGGGGCCAAAAGAUCCUCCUCUGAUUAGUCAGUGCUUGAAAAGACAAUAGGUAAUGUUACUAUUUUAUACAAUUUGCUGGUUUGAUUAUGACCUUUUAAGCUGUGAGGUUGAAAUCAAGAUCUGGCACAGGAAGCAUAUCGACUUGCAGAGCGUGGACGUGUAAUGACCCCAUCUUUUGUCCGUCCUCAUGAAUUAUUGUCGGGGUGCUUAAAGACCACUUAACAGCGUUUUAUAAACCCGUAUGAUAUGACACUAACAUGAUUUAAAGCGUGGACACAAAGGUGAACUCUAGAUCUUCAAAACGAUAGAAACACAGGUUAAGAUAACAGAAAUUAGAUUUUUUUAAGAUGUGCAGCGUAUUUUACUGUUUCUUAUCUAUUUAUGGUAUUUUACAGGGUAUCUGUCUCACCAUGACAAAAUAUUUAAUUAUUAUUAACAAACCAAAUAUAUCAGUCUAAAGGCCUCGCACACUGAAUCUUUUUUUUGCGAUGCAGUUUUUUGAGCGUUUAUUUUUCUAGUAAUAUCAAAAAUUUGCAGUAUGAGCCAAAACGUCUGUGAAGAUUUUUCACUCCUUGAAAAAACAACAACAACAACAGGCUCGGUCCACAUGAAAAACCAGACCAGAGCGAGGAGAGUUUCACCUGUCAAUCAAGGAGAGUUUUGUCUUGUCGAUAAAGGAGCUGCAGUUGUAUUUCAGGAUGGUCCAGUUUGAUACGCUGCUAGCUUUACUGGAAUCGCACAGUAAAAAGAAGAAUACCAAUAUAUGUGAAGCGACAGAUCCUUAAGAGCGGCUGGCAGCAUGUUUGAGGUAGGGGAUGCUACAGACACCCACCCAAACACAAUGGCCGGAUGCGAAAAAACACAGAAACCUGUUCGAAAAGAAAUAAAAACUGACUAAAGUUUUGGGCUCAGUGUGCAAACAUGACCGACAUAAAAUCAGAUUGUAUUUCUUUUCAAGGUUCAUCUAUUUCGUGUGAAAAUAAGACUUGGUGUGCAAUGCCCUUAAAGGCUUUAUAUGUGAUUUUUUGAUCCAGCAGAUGUCGCCCUUGAGCACCAGCAUGAAAC
Molecule: messenger RNA, 3088 nt
Organism: Labrus bergylta (ballan wrasse)
Lineage: Eukaryota; Metazoa; Chordata; Actinopteri; Labriformes; Labridae
Gene: ttll2
Product: tubulin tyrosine ligase-like family, member 2
Biological process (GO): protein polyglutamylation; microtubule cytoskeleton organization
Cellular component (GO): cilium
Molecular function (GO): tubulin-glutamic acid ligase activity; tubulin binding
Source: RefSeq, a predicted model, not a curated record